This is a messenger RNA of Parnassius apollo (apollo), 423 nucleotides long. NCBI's taxonomy places the organism in Eukaryota, Metazoa, Arthropoda, Insecta, Lepidoptera, Papilionidae. The record is from the annotation of a GenBank genome assembly.
AUGAAACAUUUCGUCGUAUUCUCCCUCCUGUUCGCUGUAGCCUCGGCCAGUGUUCUUCCCGCCAGUGAAAACCCCGAAAUCCAGAAGAUCGUGGCCGCCAUCCAGAGCCCUAGUACCGACCCCGCUACAGUUGCCGCCCUUGAACAAAUGCUCCUCGAUGUCCUCGGCCUUUCUAAGCCUGAACCCAUCGAUGUUGGACAUGCAAUCGUUGACAAUUACGAACCCAUCUCCAUUGGACCUGCCAUCGUAGACUUCCUUCUGCCCGACGGGGGUGCUGUAACUGAUGUGGAGCCCAGCCCUGCUUUUCCGUCACCCUCCUCAUCCCCUCUAGUCCAAAUUAUUAUUAAAAUCAACCAAACUUUGGCUGACGCCAUUAGUGGUUCCCCUGUCGCCGUUGAAACUGUCAACCCACCAAAACAGUAG